AAAUUAGGCGCACACUCACUAUUUUAAUUUAGUAUUCAUUCCCGCCGCUAUUUAUUUUGUAAACACGCAACUAAUAACCAUAGAUACCAGCAUACAGAUAAAAGUUGUACUGCCAACUUUAGAAUAAGACAGCAUUAAAGUGGUUACGAUUACGAUCAGGUUUAGCAGCGCUAGCGAUCAUAGUGAGAAAUAAUGAAAACGUCCGAAAGGAGAGAGCGAUUGCUUUAGCACCAAAUUUUUGCGAACUUCAGUGUUGGCUAACUUUCCUGUUAUUGGCGUCUUUGUUGACAUCAUAUAAUCUAUGGAAGUAUUCCGAAGGUGUUGUGUUUUUAAACGUAAAUGUUUAUUAUUGCGAAAGCGUAUUUCUGAAAACGAGACUGUUUUAAACAAUGGCGACGCGGGAAAAGAGAAGUGAAGUGUGGAAACAUUUUACUACAAGCCAAGAAGACGAUAGUAAAGCAAUAUGUUUAUAUUGUGGUGCUGUAAUAUCACGUGGUGGUUCUUGCCGAUCAAGCUACACAACCACCAACAUGUUGCAUCAUGUUAAGACACGGCAUCCCCAGCAAUUUGCAUUUGCAGAAAGUACAAGCCACAGGCGUGUUCUACUGAGAGGGAACAUUCGGUUGCUGGCCCUUCUCAGAAGAAAGUUAAAGUAAGUCUACUUCAACCAACACUGCAAGAUGUAGUCGAAAAGAAAUUACUGUACAAUUCCAAUGAUCCACGAGCUCAGGAAUUUACCACAUUGAUUGCUGAAAUGAUAUGUGUAGACAUACAACCAUAUGACAUUGUGAAUAAUGAUGGUUUUAGGCGUCUCAUGUCUAAAGCAGUUCCGAGAUACAACAUUCCUUCAAGGAAACACAUGGCAGAUACAGUAAUUCCAAAAAUGUAUGAGAAAGUGAAAAAUAAAGUUAGAGAGAGACUUUCUAAUCUUGACAAUGUUGCUGUCACAACAGAUUUGUGAACAAGUGAGGCUUCGUCUCAGAUGAAUGAUUUCAUUAGUGUCAGCCCAUGGAGCAGAGCUGUCUCAGAAGGUACAUUUCUGCCUUGAAGUUUUACCUUUUGAUGGUGAUUUGUACACUGCAGUAAACAUUGCAGACAAUCUCUUGCACAUAUUUGAAGACUGGGAGAUAGGCAAUAAAGUAUGUGCAGUUGUUACUGAUAAUGCAUCUAAUAUGAAAUGUGCCAUAAGAGAUCACCUCAAACUGCCUAAUAUUCCAUGCUUAGCUCACAGUGUUCAGCUUGUACUCAAAGAUGGGCUGCUGAAUCAACGUCCAGUUCGUGAACUGCUUGCGGCAUUCAGGAGCAUUGUAGGGCAUUUCAGUCAUUCAACAGCGGCCAAAAAAAUUCUUGUCGAUGCACAGAAAAAGGUAAACGAACCUCAGCACGUACUUAUUCAAGAUAUUGCGACACGAUGGGACUCUACUCUUCAUAUGUUACGACGUCUUGUAGAACAGCGUCUUUCCAUCACGGUUGCUCUCCAAAAUUGCUCGAAGUUUAGGUGUCAGAUUACAGCUGAAAAUUGGUUGCUUGCCGAGCAAUUAGUAGAUCUUCUUACAUACUUUGAAGAUGUGACCAAGACAGUCAGCAGUGAAAAAGCAUCUGUAGCAGAUGCUAUACCACUAGUCAACAGCCUAAAUCACAUGCUGGAAAUGAAGAUAAUGGAGGUUAAAGCCGUUAAAGGUGCCACUAAAUCUUUUGCAACCGAUUUGAAACAUUCACUCGGCUCACGUCUUGGUGAAUUGGAAAAGACUGAGAUUUUCCUAGUAGCUACGAUGCUUGAUCCUCGUUAUAAACACCAUCCAUUCCAAAAUCCUGACAGCAUUGAAACAGUGAAAAAUAGUUUGAAUGAUAGCAUGACACUGCAAAAAUGUGAUCAGACUUCUGAGUCAACUGGCACUUCUAGAUGUGCCAUUGCUUCACCUGGUCCUUCUGUGUAGCAGAUGUUCCAGAAAAUGGUUGAUAAGUCUAUAGCUGCUACAACAGCUUCAACUAGGGGUAAUGUAAUUUAAGAACUGGACAGUUACAUGAAGCAGCCAACAUUCGACCUAGGGACAGACCCGAUUGAAUUCUGGUUAAAAGAUGUAAAUUACCCACAUCUGAAGAAGGCAGCACUGAAAAAUCUUAUAAUACCCCUUGGAUCUGUGUGCUCAGAGAGAUUGUUUUCAUCAGCAGGAAACAUUCUCCAAGAGAAGCGCAACAUGAUGUUGCCUGAGAACUUAAGGUGAUUGGUGCACGGUAAAAAACGCUCACAGGCCCAAAAACAAUGAAUUUUGUAUCAUAUGACCACUAAAGUGUCUAGAUGCCUAUGUGGGUGACCGUUACUAUGUAGGGAGGUCAGGAGCUUAGUUCCAGCUCGUCAGUGGCGAGAUGGCCUUCAUACGGGAAGGGUGUCGCUGGUGGUCGCUCUGCGGCCUGCCAUCUAGCGGGAACUAACAAAACCUCGAAGGUUGUAUCUCGCUCUUCCUCUAACACACAGCCAAUAAGGUUCUAUCGUGCCCGGAGGAGGGGAAGGUUUUCUCUUUCACUCAUCCUUCGCCAUGGGGAGGCGGAAUGGAUUAUUUUUUGUCCGCAACUGCGCAGACGUCAUGUGGCCACUCCCGCACUCUUCUCACUCAACUCGUUCAUUCUCUCACACUAUUUCAAUAAAUCUUUUCAAAUCUUCAACAUCAAUACUUUAAACCAUUGCGCUUCCUACGGAUUAAUUAUAUUUCAUGCAAGUGCCCGAAUUCAGCUGCAAAAAAAUAAAACGUGUAGUCAAUUUUUUUCUUCAAAAACCUUCCCAAACACUGUGUGUUAAAAAACAUUCUGAAAGCCCAUUUUUCUAGAUAAAUGGAAAUUCUAAAUCACCUACGCCACAAGGAAACAUUGUGCUUUAAUAUUAUGUAAAGAAAACACCUCUUAGUUUUAUAGUUAUGUAAAGGUGGUGUGAUAUGUUUUAGAUGUUGCACCAUCUUAUCAUCCAUGUAGAAGAGUUACCCGAAAAGCUAACAAGACUAUUGCCAUGGAAAUGAAAUAUGGUUAAGGAAAUAUUUUUCAAAUGUUUGUAAACAGUAAACAACAUAUAAAAAAUCUUAUAACUGUAAAAUUAAAAUACAAACAACCCUAUAGCAAAUUUAAUUUCAAUAUGAAAAAGUCUACAAUAAUGUUUACAAGAAACGAAAUUGCAAUAGCAAUACAAAAAUAUCGCAAUUUUGUUACAUUGUUAAUAUAUAUAUUAUUUUUAAUAAAGGCAAUAAAAAUGACAUACUCAAUAUUUGGAAUACAAUAAAUACCUUAAGCCCUACAUGAUUGCUGCGAUAUUCACAAUAAAUGCUUUUCUUAAAUAUAGUAAUUAAAAAACAUCGUAAAUAAAUUAUGAACAUACAUAUUAUGGUGAAGGAAAGUGGACACUAUCACACUGAAAAAUCUUAGAGGGUAGUUUUCCUCAUCUUAUUUCUUUCUUUGCGUUUUUGGUCUUGUUCGUUAGAAUAUUUCAUGUUCAAAUACUUGAUACGCAUAUACGUUCUUGUCCUGACAAAACAGUACCAUAUAACUUCUUCUGGAUAUUUAUUUUCAGUAGUUCCGCAAAUAAUUUUAGUCAGUGAUUCAAAAAUCCGCUCUUUUUUGCACAAAUUUUUGCCAUGAAUAUUAUCAAAACACAUUUCAGCGAUCUUUAUUAAUUCAAAAAAUUCAUUAGUGGGACAUUUUAAGUUACCCUUUGAUUGUACAUGUAUCCAGCUAUCGUCCUCCGAAUUGAAAUCCGUAGUGCCAAGGUCAGGAUAUUUAUUUCUGAAACGGUGAGCUAUAUAGCCAGAAACAUAUUUCAGCCCUUCAAGAGAAAUUUCGUCACUUGAAAGGGGCCUGGCCUCUAAAUCUAAGUCUAUUUCUUCCAUGUCAACAAGAUCUAUUUCAUUUAAAGGUGAUUUCUCUUGAAAUGUCUUUGUAAAAUACAUUUCCUUGCACAAAAGUAGUUCUGUAAUUUCAUUCUGAUAAGCACUGUCCUGUUCCAUUUCAUUUGACGAAAAAUCACUUACCAAACACAUUUCGUCUGUCUUCUCAUCCGUGUUUUUCCGUUCAGCAAAAACUGCUGCAGAAUGUUUUCACAAUAUGUAGUUUAUAAUUCUGUAUUUAAAGUAAAUGGGCGACAGAUGUGUAUUUUAUUACAUGCUUUAUAUUAGCUUCACCUGUAUGUUUGUUUGUCUGUCCGUCUGUAACUCUUUCGACUAAGAGUGAGUGGCUCAUCACUGUAAAAUGUCCCACCAAUUUCAUCACGUUCGUUAGCCGAGUGGUCUAAGGCGCGGGACUUCCAGCUUUCAGAUUCAGCGAUCGUGAGUUCUACUCCCGGCCACGCCGGAAAAAAAAAUGUUUUGUUUUUUUCUGGUAAAUUCUAAGAUUAUAUCCAUACAUCUAACUGUAAAUGAUUCGGAGAGACUUUACCAUUUCUUUGUGACGUUGCAACUCCAAAUAGUUAUUUCAGAUGGUAAUAGGUAGUGUCUGUAACUCAUUUCCCUAUGAUAAUUAUACAUAAAUAUAGUUUAAAAAACUAAAAAAAACAUGCUUUUAAAGAAUAUCAAACUAAAAAGUUAAAAAUAAAUAUAGUUUAAAAAACUAAAGAAACAUGCUUUUAAAGAUUAUCAAACUAAAAAGUUAAAAAUAAUUUUAAAAUUUAAUUUAUGACAAUAGUAUAUAAGCAA
Bacillus rossius redtenbacheri is the source of this 4673-nucleotide messenger RNA. RefSeq names its product zinc finger BED domain-containing protein 4-like. Bases 987 to 1937 code for a protein of 316 amino acids. The transcript has 2 exons. The record is from RefSeq and is a predicted model, not a curated record. Lineage: Eukaryota; Metazoa; Arthropoda; Insecta; Phasmatodea; Bacillidae.